GGGAAAAAGAGCGAUAAGAUUACAGUCUUCUCCCAUGGCCUGAGAGAGUACUUUCUGCUAAUCCGAAAUGCGUUAGGCUAAUUGUUAGUUUUCAACAUUGCAUUUGCAACUCGUGAAUGUUGCCUGAGUUGUUCCAAUUAAUGGAUUUACAUUUAUUUAUUUGAUUUUUUUACACUUGUUGAUUUCAACAAGUUCAAUCUGCAGUCAAGUAACAAGAUAACUCAACCACAAGACAAGAACAAGGCGGAUUACGUCUUUCCAAAUAAUUAAAUGAUCCAUUGGUGCUAUUGUUUAGCAGUCUUACAACAGGUUGAUCUAGGAUCUUCUCAUUGAAUUGAGUGAAGAGGAAGUAAUUGGGGGAUUUUCAUCUCUAUUCAAGAUCACUUGGAAAAUAUAUACAAGGAAAAUCCUUCGAGGGGGCUAUCCAGCACUGUGGCUCCGUCUCUUUUGCGCUCAGACUUAUCAACAAGGGCUUUGGCUGCAGUGUACACAGGAUGCCUCAAAAAGAAUACUAUAACCGGGCCACGUGGGAAUCUGGCGUUGCGUCCAUGAUGCAAAACAGACAAGAGGUGUAUGACAUCUGUAACGAAGGUCACAGCGGAGUGAAUCAGCUCGGCGGAGUGUUCGUCAACGGCAGACCCCUGCCCGACUCAACCAGACAGAAAAUAGUCGAGCUUGCUCACAGUGGCGCGCGGCCGUGCGAUAUAUCCAGGAUUCUGCAGACCCAUGGUGAUGCAAAAGUCCAAGUGCUGGACAAUGAAAACGUGUCAAACGGCUGUGUGAGUAAGAUUCUGGGCAGAUACUAUGAAACCGGCUCCAUCAGACCAAGGGCGAUCGGAGGUAGCAAACCAAGAGUAGCAACUCCGGAGGUGGUCGGAAAAAUUGCCAUAUACAAGAGGGAGUGCCCUUCAAUCUUCGCGUGGGAAAUUCGUGACAGACUGCUUUCAGAGGGGGUCUGCACAAACGAUAAUAUACCCAGUGUAAGUUCAUUGAGUGUGUCAUCGAUAAACAGAGUACUGCGCAACCUGGCUAGCGAAAAGCAACAGAUGGGUGCAGAUGGCAUGUAUGAGAAGUUGAGAAUGCUGAACGGUCAGACUGGGACGUGGGGGACCCGGCCGGGCUGGUACCCCGGAACCUCAGUGCCAGGACAGCCCAACCCAGAUGGUUGCCCACAGUCAGACGGCGGAGGUGAGAACACUAAUUCAAUAAGUUCGAAUGGAGAAGACUCGGAUGAGACCCAAAUGAGACUUCAGCUGAAAAGAAAAUUGCAAAGGAACCGCACGUCAUUCACACAAGAACAGAUAGAAGCGCUUGAGAAAGAGUUUGAAAGAACUCACUAUCCAGAUGUUUUCGCAAGGGAAAGACUUGCUGCAAAGAUUGACCUCCCAGAGGCCAGAAUACAGGUGUGGUUUUCAAAUAGAAGGGCAAAGUGGAGGAGAGAGGAGAAACUCCGGAAUCAAAGGCGGCAAGCCAGUAACUCCUCCAGUCACAUCCCUAUCAGCAGCAGUUUCAGCACCAGUGUCUACCAGUCCAUCCCGCAGCCCACAACACCAGGUUGGAUAUCGUUCUCGUCAGGAUCCAUGUUGGGAAGACCAGACACAGCCCUUACAAACACAUACAGUGCCCUGCCACCUAUGCCAAGCUUCACCAUGGCCAACAACCUGCCUAUGCAAGCUCCUGUGCCCAGCCAGACCUCCUACUCCUGCAUGCUGCCCACCAGUCCCUCAGUCAACGGGCGGAGCUACGACACGUACACCCCUCCUCAUAUGCAGGCACAUAUGAACAGCCAAUCAAUGGCAGGCUCAGGAGGCAACUCAACAGGUCUCAUCUCUCCUGGAGUAUCUGUUCCUGUCCAAGUCCCAGGCAGUGAAGCAGACAUGUCCCAGUACUGGCCCAGGCUACAGUAGAGACACGACUACCGUCAACGUGUGACUCCUCGGAUAUUGUCUUGAAAGAAGAGGCUGUCCAGCAGUAUUUAAUUACAAACAAGAGAAAAUAGACUCUAAAAGACACUCUUUUGUACUGGGAUUGUGCCAUUCUCUAUCAUUCUUUGGACGCAAAGACUUGAAGAAGAAAAAAAAGAGAAAGGACUUCUGUAAAGUGCCCAGUGUAACAUCCUUAAUGGGGAAAAAAUAUCUCUGUUCUCCGUUUCCAACUUAUGUCAUUUUUGGUGUAUUUGUAUAUGACCAUUUGUAUGUCAUAAUGAAAAAAGAACAACGUGGAUGGACUGUGAAACUGAGUUGUUCCUUGCUUCUGCUGAAAAGAAGAUCAUUUGUGAAGAAUUUUCUGCCAUGAAUAGUUUUUUAUCAACGUAUAUCAAGAAGCUCUCCCAGUCUGUGUACAGAAUGUGGACUCUGGUGAAACACGUUUCUAUCACUCCAAGGCAGAGCUGGACCAGCAGGUACCAGCUGGGUACGAGAAGCCAAUUUCUCUGUUAUUUUCUUUUCCAAAGCUUUCUGGCAGAAUCAUUGUAAAUGGAAAGCAUUAACCGCUAAAAAAGAGGUGAAAAAAAACUUUUGGUAGCUAAAAACUGUAGAUUGUGUCUUCGAUAUAAUUCAGUUUGUUAUGUCGAAAUGUAAGUAUUUGUCUCCCUAGCAGUCUCCCGGACAACAUUUCUAUAAUAAAGUUAAUUUCAUUGAUA
Molecule: messenger RNA, 2641 nt
Organism: Coregonus clupeaformis (lake whitefish)
Lineage: Eukaryota; Metazoa; Chordata; Actinopteri; Salmoniformes; Salmonidae
Product: paired box protein Pax-6
Exons: 14
Coding region: 495-1907 (470 amino acids)
Biological process (GO): regulation of transcription by RNA polymerase II; anatomical structure development
Molecular function (GO): RNA polymerase II cis-regulatory region sequence-specific DNA binding; DNA-binding transcription factor activity, RNA polymerase II-specific
Source: RefSeq, a predicted model, not a curated record